This is a messenger RNA of Linnemannia hyalina, 1107 nucleotides long. The record is from the annotation of a GenBank genome assembly. NCBI's taxonomy places the organism in Eukaryota, Fungi, Mortierellomycota, Mortierellomycetes, Mortierellales, Mortierellaceae.
AUGGUGGACUGUGCCGAGGCUGAGUCCCACGCCAUCGAGACCGUUUUUCCUGAGAUAAGGAUCUACUACUGCGAUUUUCAUGUCGGUCAGCUGUGGGAGAAACAGUUGGUCAAGUUCUCGGAGGAACGGAAGAAGCAGAUGCGACCCCUUUUGAACGAGGUUCGCAGAGCCAGGUCACCUGAGUUGCAGCAGACACUCUGGACCAGGUUCAAAGAGCUUUAUUCGGCCGCAUCGUCGGUGAUCAGUUACAUUCAGAAGAAUUGGUUCAACAAGGAGGGAAGGCUGGAGAAAUGGGCGUUUUUCACAGAGAGAGAGUUUCGAUUCGCAUAUCUCAAGACUAAGAGAAGCUUCCAGCCCAUACCCUGGAGGAAAGGGGAUGAGGAGAGGAAACAGAAGGCAGACAAGGUUUCGUUCGACGAGGCACAACGCAUGAUUGAGUACAACAGUGGCCAGCCCUGCAAUGAUGGACGCUUACGGAUCUCCAUUCAGUCAUUUGACCCUGACACUCCAGAUACGUAUUAUAUCCUUGUUGUCGUCGCCAGAUCUGGUCAGCUCCUCUCAUGUUCAUGCCUCGACUUCACCAAGCGUAAACCCCUUCCGUGCAAGCACCUUUUUCUUGCUGAGCGUGUGUUUCACGACCUAUGGCUCAGCCGCUUUCUUCGCCCGUCUGCGUCGGCCGAUAUCAUCAAAGACCGGACAGACGACCUCAACGAUGGUCCCAACGACAACGCCAACAAUGAUACCAACGACAAUAUCAACAAUGACAAUAUCCACAUCAACAAUGAUGCCGGUAUUUUCGAGCAAAACUCAUUCAGGGACCAACUAGCAGUGCUUAACCCACAGGUUUACGCCCAACUCGAAUACGAGAGGGCCAGGAGGGAGGAGGAGGUAAGGCACCGGCGGAAGGAGCAGAGGAAGAGAGGCUUUGAGGAUACAGAGGAAGAGCUCCGCAACAAUGGGCGCAUGAUUGGCGAGCUGAUGAACAAAAAGUCGAAGACAUGCAGCUUGGAGGACCUACAGGCUGCCGUUGCCUCCUCCAAUACUUUGAUCCUCGCUCUGUUCUCUCAUCUGGAAUCGGUUCCCGAUCUAUUUGUAUCCCCCGCAUGA